Messenger RNA from Dissoconium aciculare CBS 342.82, 1398 nucleotides. RefSeq lists its product as uncharacterized. The record is from RefSeq and is a predicted model, not a curated record. Lineage: Eukaryota; Fungi; Ascomycota; Dothideomycetes; Mycosphaerellales; Dissoconiaceae. Gene Ontology annotation, biological process: late endosome to vacuole transport via multivesicular body sorting pathway; vesicle budding from membrane. The transcript is spliced from 3 exons. Bases 1 to 1398 code for a protein of 465 amino acids. Gene Ontology annotation, cellular component: multivesicular body; cytoplasmic side of plasma membrane; ESCRT III complex.
AUGGUCGACCUCCUCGACUUCCUCAAGGCUCACGAGGAAGCGUUCCGUAGUCGUGCUCGUCUAGCAUCCCUCUAUUCCGAUUUUCGUUUUCAGCGGACCACCAAUCUCGAUGGCUACGAAGCCAAUUGCGCAGCAUGGCAGCGGGCUCUCAGCGCCGCUGCACAAGCCGGCGUGAUCCCGUCCGCCGCACAUUCGAACGAUCGCUACGUACUGCACACAGACGAUUCGCUGUUGAGCGCCUUACAAACAGCUGAACUCGGCAGACCGCUGGCUUUGGGCGCUGCGGUUGACGAUGCGGUUAAGCAGAAACAGUUCGUUCCUGUGGGGGACUUUAUGACUGCGAAGACAAGCUUAUAUGCGAAGAGCUGGGUACCCUCUCCAUGGCAGAUCGCGGGUUGGGGUCUGCGACAACUAGGCUUGACUGGUGGAGAGAGCAGUGGCGAGGACAGACUUGUUAGAGGAGAAUUCGUGAUUGUUGCGAAUGUGGAGGCUGCGGCAAAAGCGGUCCUCGAUCAUGUGUCAUCGAUUUCGACUUCGAAUACAUCAGGGAUCUUCUCACGAGAGCUCUUCGCUCAGACAUUUCGCCCCGUUCUGGGCGAUAAAGCGCUCAGUCCCAACGAUACCAAAGUGCUUCUCACACAUCUCGCUCGUGACCGACAAGCAAUCUCGUACUCGCCCGAAACUGGAACUAUUAAAUUUAAACCAGCCUCUUCGACGACUCUACAACCUGUAACCGAGGAGGAUGUUUCCAUCGCAUCAAUCCGCACUCUCCUGGCUGGACUUCAACCUCAAAUCGACUCCCUCACCGAGAGGUUCGAUGCUCUUGAUCUCAAAGCCCGCGAAGCUGUCAGCAAGAAGCAACCAAUCGUCGCCAAAACAGCGCUCCGGCAGAAGAAGGCCGUAGAGGCCGCCAUUCAGCAACGUUCGGCCACCUUGCUCCAACUUGAGGAUGUCUACGCCAAGAUCGAGCAAGCUGCCGACCAGGUCGAAAUCGUCCAUGUCAUGGAGGCAGCCGGCAAGACGCUCAAAUCCCUGAAUGCGCAGACCGGUGGCGUAGAAAAGGUCCAAGACGUCAUGGAAAGCCUGCGCGAGAGCAUGUUGGAUGCAGACGAAAUCGGCACUGCCCUCAACGAAAACGCAGCCAACGCCAUCGACGACGGCGAAGUCGAGGACGAAUUGGAAGCCAUGGAGUCUGCCGAACGAGAGAAGCGUGAGGCUGUAGAGAAACAGCUGAACGAGGUGAGAGAGCAGAAGGCCCGCGCCGAGAAAGAGAAGCAAGAGGCUGAUGAAGUGGAGGCUCUGAGCGCGAGACUUGCGGAACUGGACUCUCUGGGCACCAGACCUGCGGAACUUGCAUCGCCGAAGGUUGCACAGAAGGAAGGUGCUGGCGAUGCAUAA